AUGGCAACCGACUCUCCCAAUCAGCAAGCCGCCUCCGCCGCUCUUACCGAACAUUUUGACAGCUUGGAGGGUCAGGUCUCCACCCGUUUGGAGGAAGUCACGACGUCAGUAGCUGACCUCUCAGCCUCCCACCGCGCGUACGCCGAUCGGGUUGAUCUCCUGUCCUCCGACCAAAACCCACGUCGACGUGCUUUGGAUUUUUCCGGUGUUACUCCACCUUCCACCUCGCAGGUGGCAGCAGCAAAUGUCACUCCGCGAGAUUCUUUCCCACCUCAAAUCAAUAAGCAAACCGCGCCACCGCUGGUUGGCGAUGGCCACACUCCGGUUCAUCCUGGUUCCGCCAGAUCUUCCGAGUGCAACACUUCAGCUCCGGAUAUCUUUCGAGUGAUCGAGGAGUCGAGACGAACUCCUUUUUCCGAUCAAAUAGCCCGAGUCCGCAUCAAAGAUACUGGCAAAAUUAAGUUCUCGAGCUACGAAGGAAAAGGGGAUCCGACCAAUCAUCUUAAGACCUUCUUGUUGACAGAUAGCCGGGUGGACCUCGAGCCUCACGAAGCAGACGCUGGGUACUGCAAGCUGUUCGCAGAAACAUUUUGUGGACCGGUACUACUUUGGUUCGCGUCUUUAGCAGCCGGCUCAAUAACAAAUUUCAUNGCAGCCGGCUCCAUAACAAAUUUCACCGAGCUGUCAACCUCGUUCGUCAAGCAGUAUUCAAGCCUAAUCAAAACCGCGGUGACAGAUGCUCAGCUUUGGAACUUAAGCCAAAAGGCUGGGGAGUCUCUCCGGUCUUACAUAACAAAGUUCAAGGAGAUCCAGGUCAAGAUUCCAGGACUCUCGGACUCCACAGCCCUGGCCGCGCUUAAGAACGGCCUCUGGCACGAAUCUCGCUUCCGCGAAGAGUUGUCCGUGAAUCGGUUCCCAACCAUUCAGGACGCGUUACACCGAGCAUCGAACUGGAUAGUCGCAAAGGAAGACAAAAUCGCCGCUGCGCAGAAACAAAACGCUCCGCCUAUAGGAAAACCACGGUUCGAAGCGCCCGCCAAAAAGACUCCGCCUACGACUCCGAAGUCCGGGCCAAGCACGUUCGCAGUCACUCAAUCUCCUAAAAAGAAUUCUCCAAAGAAUUCACCGUCUAAACCUCCAUUCUCACCGCGCUCCAAGAGUGGUGUACUCCCGAGUAACAAGUGGGUCCGAGAUGAGGACACGUACUGCGAGCUCCACAAAACCAACAGUCAUUCCACUCGUGACUGCAAGAAGCUGAUGCACCUCCUCGCAGAAAAGUAUGUGGCGGGAGAAAUGCCAAAUGUAACAAUCGAGGAGUUGGAGCAGAAAGCGACUCCCGAGGUGGACGAAGAUGCUCCACCUUUAAAGAAACCGAAGCAGUCCGAUGGCAAUGAAACCCCCAAGAAAAGAAUCGACGUGAUAAUGGGGGGAUCGCGCCUCUUUCGGAACUCCAUCACUACGAUCAAAGACCAUCAGCGGAAGCUUACCAGCCCCCAGCCGAAGCGAGCUAAGGUCGCAGCAAGCGAUCUACCUAAAGUUUCUUUCUCCGAGAAGGAAACUGAGGAGCUGGACACUCCGCACGAUGAUGCACUCAUCAUUUCACUUGACGUGGUGAACCACGAAGUCUGCCGAAUCCUAAUUGACACUGGGAGUUCGUUAGACUUGAUUUUCCUCGAGACGCUCUCUAGAAUGGGUAUUGGGAAAGAACACAUCGUAGGACCGCCCUCACCUUUGGUCUCGUUCACUAGCGAGACGUCAAUGUCCUUGGGCACGAUCACACUACCGGUGUCCACUCAAGAAGUGGUUAAAAUGGUGGAGUUCACAGUUUUCGACCGACCUGCGGCCUAUAACGUUAUUUUGGGAACUCUCUGGCUCUACCAGUUGAAGGCAGUGGCCUCGACGUACCAUCAGUGCGUCAAAUUUCCGACCCCGCAAGGAGUCCGGGAGAUUCUAGGAAGCCAAAGGACGACAACGAGCUGCUAUCUCGCAAGUCACAAGCUCCUGGUUCAAUAG
Molecule: messenger RNA, 2013 nt
Organism: Camelina sativa (false flax)
Lineage: Eukaryota; Viridiplantae; Streptophyta; Magnoliopsida; Brassicales; Brassicaceae
Source: RefSeq, a predicted model, not a curated record